AUGUUCGGACCUACCGCUAUCCCUACCUUUAAUGAUUCAAGUAGUGAGGCGUAUUCUUAUGGUGUUGUAAACCGUAAAGAGUACAACAGCCAGUGGCAAAUGGCGAAUUUCUUUGACAAUUUAAGGUCAACAAUGAGGGGCAUGUCACCAUCAAAGGUUGCAGAAUGCUACACGAAAUGGACGGAAAAUGGGCAGUAUGACAAGGACAUGGAAGCACGCAAUUUUUCUGCACCAUCAAUCAUAGCUGACGAAGUGGCCAAAUGUUUCCCGGUGACUAGAGAUAAAAUUAAGAUAAUGGACAUUGCCUGUGGAACCGGUCUUGUUGGAGAAAAGGAAUCAUUUACGGCAGCGUACGGCUUUACAGAUAUUGAUGGUCUUGACCCAUCUGAAGGAAUGUUAAAUCAGUGUAAGGAAAGGCGUCACUACAAGAAUCUAUAUCAAGAAUUCUGUGGUGACAAUCAACUUUAUAUUGAUAAUGGUAAAUAUGACUGUUUGUUAGUGUGUGGUGGAUUCGGGGAGAACCAUAUACCUUGUUCAGGCCUAAUUGAGAUGAUUCGUAUAGUAAAAACAG
This is a messenger RNA of Ruditapes philippinarum (Manila clam), 571 nucleotides long. RefSeq names its product methyltransferase-like protein 27. The record is from RefSeq and is a predicted model, not a curated record. The transcript has 6 exons. NCBI's taxonomy places the organism in Eukaryota, Metazoa, Mollusca, Bivalvia, Venerida, Veneridae. The annotation marks the transcript as partial.